ACUUCGCGUUUGCGCAGCGCGUAUGCCGUGUGUUUUUAGAUGAGCACGAUCCAGAAACGCGCACAAUUCAACAUUACAAGUUCAACUGCCUGACUAACUGUAUAGCAAAAUAGGAAACUGCAGACUGAAACGUGAUCUCUUUAGAAAAAAAAUUAUUCGGAUGCCAUCUCGUUAAAUUACUGCUAGUUAGCUAGCUAGCCAGUCAGCAAUUUGCUUCGUCAUAACAUCUUAGGAGUCGAUGUAAACACAACUCGCAUUCACAACAAACAGCGAAAUGAACCAGCUAGCUUGCUAACAGGUAAGGUGAUUGGAGGGACAGUGUUGCAAAAUAAAUAAAAUAACAAUGCUGACAGAGGCCAAAGAUUCAGAGAGAUGGACAGAGUUGAAGGAGGCAGUAGAUGCAUGUGUAGAUACCUCUGGGCCUGGCACUGAUGCAGCCUGCACUGAAACCACUGGGCCCAGCAAUGACGCAGCUUCUGUGAAGGGUGAGGCACAGAAACCAGAGUGUGUGGCAACAAGCCAGCCUUGCAUUGUGCCACUGGGCUGGAUGAAAACUGUGAAACAGCGGAAGACAGGGAAAACUGCAGGCAAAAUGGACGUCUACAUAAUAAGUCCCCAGGGUCAAACUUUCAGGUCAAAGUCAGCACUGAAGAGGUUUCUUCACAACAAUGAAGAGUUGAGCCUUUGUUUGGCUGACUUUGACUUCACAGUGCAUGGCAGCUGCACCAUGGCAUGUGCGACAGAGAGAAAAGGACGAUACUCAAAGCAUUGGGACCGCACGGGCGAAACAUCGGCAAGCGCUCAAUCGGACCUGUCCGUCAAGGAGGACACAGCAAACGGUGUUGGAGGCUUACCUUCAGCGAAACCCAGAAAGGCUGAAGACGCCACUGCAGCGCAGGAGAAGAGUGAAGGCAGAGACGCUGGUCAAACAAACAGGAGUGGUGGUGGGGUCACACAGAACCGGAAACGACCUGCUUCCAGUGACCAUGAAGCAGACCGCACCUCAGACACAGAUGAGAGAGGCAUGACCGGACAGUUUCUCAGUGGGAUCCAGGAGGGAACGGAAGGAUGCGGGCCAGCAGUGUGCGACACUGAAAAGAGCCCCCAGAGAAGUGGGCUGCUGCGGAAGAAAUUACUGAAGCUGGCCCAAGCCGCAGAUCCAGAGCUCUGUGGCCCUCAGCAAACCACCUUAGAGACAUCAGAGCCUGAGAGUUCCCUCCCAGAACUCCCUGUCAGAAUAACUGUGACAGAGCCUGCCUUGGACAGUGAGACUGAAACUGAGAUAGACACAGCAGCCAACUCCACGUCUGAGGCACUGCAUGAAGGCCUGCUCUCUCCCGGUCAAGGCAUGGGCUUCUCUACUCCAGGAAAACAGUGUCAGAGCAGCCCUGGGUCCAAGGCACAGACUGAGAGAAAGAAAACAAGCCCCUACUUCAGUGGGAAGUUGGCUAAAGAAGCUCCGAGUCCUCCCAGACGCAAGGCCUAUAGGAAGUGGACUCCGCCACGCUCCCCUUUCAACCUGGUGCAGGAGACACUCUUUCAUGACCCCUGGAAGCUCCUGGUUGCCACCAUCUUCCUCAACAAGACCAGUGGUAAGAUGGCUAUCCCAGUGCUCUGGCAGUUUUUUGACCGCUACCCAUCUCCUGAAGUGACCCGUCAGAGCGACUGGAAGCCUAUAGCUGAGCUCCUGAAAUCUCUGGGCCUGAAUGAGCUCAGAGCCAAAAUCCUCAUCAGGUUUUCUGAUGAAUAUCUGAGCAAGCAGUGGCGUUACCCCAUUGAGCUGCAUGGCAUCGGAAAGUAUGGCAAUGACUCCUACAGAAUCUUUUGCAUUGGGGAAUGGAGGCAGGUCAGCCCUCAAGAUCACAAGCUGAACAAAUACCAUGACUGGCUGUGUGAGAAUCAAGAGAAACUGGGAAUCUGAUUCUGGGGAACAAUGAUGAAUUAUGAAGAAAUGCUUUGAAUCAAUAUGCUAACACAUCGGCCAUUCCCCAUGUAUGAAUGAAGCUUGACACCCCAGUACUGAUCUGCACUUCCCUUAUUGCUUAUAUAGGGUUGUAUAUCAAAGUUUUCUUGAGUUUUAAAAAAAAACACUGAAGUCUAUCAAGAUCUAAAAUGCCUAGGAAACAAUAUCCUGUAUGCCUGUUGGUGUAUAUUGUAUUUUGUGAUUACCUGAAAUCAUUGUAUAAACAAAGCUUCUUCGUGUUUUCAUUUUGGCAUUUAUUUUUCUUAUUAAUGUUUGUAAAUGCUGCCAUAAUGGAUAAUAAAGUAAAAUAGAUUUUAGUCA
Molecule: messenger RNA, 2284 nt
Organism: Conger conger (European conger)
Lineage: Eukaryota; Metazoa; Chordata; Actinopteri; Anguilliformes; Congridae
Gene: mbd4
Product: methyl-CpG binding domain protein 4
Exons: 8
Coding region: 344-1921 (525 amino acids)
Biological process (GO): DNA repair
Cellular component (GO): nucleus
Molecular function (GO): DNA binding; pyrimidine-specific mismatch base pair DNA N-glycosylase activity
Source: RefSeq, a predicted model, not a curated record